Molecule: messenger RNA, 1164 nt
Organism: Ficedula albicollis (Collared flycatcher)
Lineage: Eukaryota; Metazoa; Chordata; Aves; Passeriformes; Muscicapidae
Product: endonuclease domain-containing 1 protein-like
Exons: 1
Molecular function (GO): nucleic acid binding; metal ion binding; hydrolase activity
Source: RefSeq, a predicted model, not a curated record
UACUGACACCUUUUCCUCUUCUUCCUCUGGUCAACAAGCUGGUCAACAUAGAUUUUGGCAAGGAAAUGGCUGAGGAGUCGUCCAUCAAAUCCGGGAAUAUUGGUCAGAAUCAGGCUAUUGACGAGGACUACAGAGAUGCCCUGAUGCCUGUGGACCGUGGUCACUUGUGUCCCAGUAGCCACCUUUAUGAUCAGAACAGCACAUGGGCUACCUUCACCCUCACCAACAUUGUGCCCCAGUACAGGACACUCAACCAGGGUGCCUGGAGCAACUAUGAGGGCAACACGAUGCGCGGAAACACCCAGGGCUGUGAUACCACCUAUGUCAUCACAGGUGCUGUACCUGGGAACACCAACACCACCAAUGGCAGGGUUAAUAUACCCAGCCACAUCUGGUCAGCUGCCUGCUGCGUGAGUAAGAAUGAGCCCAUUAAGGCUUGGGGGGCCAUUGCUGAGAAUCAGAUACACAAUAACGAGGUGACCAACCUCAACCUGGGGAGGCUGGAGGCGAAAUUGUCAGAGCUCUAUGGGGGGAAAGAUGUUACUCUGUUCAACAAUGGCUGUCCCCGGCAAUAAGCCUCACAUCCUUGAUGGAAAAGGCUCAGCAGAUUUUCCCACAUGUCACAGAAUCACAGAAUCACUGAAAUGCUUUUGAAGGGACCUUGAAGCCUUCAAGAGCAUCUCAUUUUGACCUGCCUGACACGGGCAGGGACACCUUCCACUACCCCAGGUUGUUCCAAGCCCUCCCCAGCCUGGCCUUGAACGCUUCCAGAGAUUGGCCACUCAAAACAGCUCUGGGUAACUUUUGCUCACACCACAGCCUGCUCCCAGGAAUUUAAUCAUUUAGAAUAUCCCACCUAACCCUGCCCUCCAGCAGUGGGAAACCAUUCCCUCUUGUGCUGUCACUCCAUACCCUUGUCCAAAGACCCUCUCCAGCCCUCUCAGACAUGCUGUAGGUACUGCACUCUCUGCAGUCUUCUCCAGGCUGAACAUGGCCAGCUCUCUCAGCCUCUCUCCAGAGCAGACGUGCUCCAGCCCUCAGAGCACCUUCAUGGCCUGCACUGGACUCCACUCCAACACCUUUGUAUCCUCCUUGUGCUCUGGGCCCCAGAGCUGCAGGCAGCACUGCAGCUGGGCUCUCAGCACAGCACAGCAGAGCAGAGCA